Molecule: messenger RNA, 1365 nt
Organism: Leptopilina heterotoma
Lineage: Eukaryota; Metazoa; Arthropoda; Insecta; Hymenoptera; Figitidae
Exons: 4
Coding region: 72-1295 (407 amino acids)
Source: RefSeq, a predicted model, not a curated record
ACGAAGGGGAGAAAAGUCAGAGACUUCAACUUUUGGGAUAAUUUUAAAUCAUUCAAUCAUUAUAUAACUGAAUGCAAAAGAUGUUGCGUAACAACACGGACCAAGUACUUUUUAAGAAAAUUUUACAAAACGAAUUGGGUCAUCAGAAUUUUAUAAUAAAACAAGUCAAACAAGAUCCAUUAAGUUCCAAAGCAGAACAUGGUCUCAGUGAUAUAUGCAGGAUUCACAUAAGAUACAUUGAAGAUGGAGAAGAAAACGACAAGAAUGGAAACUUGUUAAGUUUAAUAGUGAAAAAGGAACCGAAUACCGAAGGCGCAGGACUGGAUUUAAUUCGAAAACAAGGAUUAUUUCCAACUGAGAUAAAAUUUUUGUGGGAUGUGUUACCACAAUUGGAGGAACGAUUAGGUUUUCGAAUGGGACCUAAAAUUUUUUACAGUAAUGAAAAUUCAGAUCUUAUUAUAAUGGAGGAUCUUGGCGCAAAAGGAUAUCGACUUCCAGAUAGACAGAAGGGACUGUCUAUGCAGUACGCUUUAAUGGCUAUUGAUCGUUUAGCAAAAUUCCACGCUGCCUCUGUUUCACUUUUUGAAGACAAACCAGAGUUAAUAAAACAAUUUAAAAUCGGAAUAAUGAGUAGAGAAACACAUGAAAAUAUGUACAAAAUAGUGGAGUCUACACUUUCCCUUCUGGCGAAUUCAAUAAUUGAAAAAUGGAUUGAUCAAGAAGCUGUGACUGCGGCUCAUAAAUUGUUAAAAAUGACAGAGAAUUUUGAGAAUCGAAUUGCCAAAGUUUACGACUAUGAUGACAAUGAAGAAUUUUGCGUCUUAAAUCAUGGAGACUGUUGGCACUCUAAUUUAUUAUUUAAAACUAACGAACGAGGCACUCUCCUUGAUAUGCUAAUGAUUGACUAUCAAAUGACCAUUUUUACAUCGCCAGCAAUUGAUCUUCUUUACUUUCUCGGCAUUUGUCCUGCAAUUGAUAUUAAAUGUGAAAUGGAUGAUUAUUUUCUGGAGGUAUAUUUGCAAACUCUAAAAAUGACAAUGGGGAGAAUUUGUUGUAAAACGGAAGCACCGACAAUGGAUCAAUUGAAAAAAGCAAUUUACAAGAGAAAUAUUUACGCUGUUUUCUCGUCACUUAUUUUCUAUCCGAGAAUGAUUGCAGAUGAAAUUGACACUGAAACGUUUGAUGAUAUUUUAGCGACUGGAGAGACGAAAAUGGAUGUUUUUAAAAAUCCCGACGCAAUUGCGGCUGUGGGAAAAAUUAUUAAAGUUCUCAAUCAAAGGGGAUAUUUAGAUUAAUUUCCUAUACACUGCAAAAAAAAGUUUAUUAAAAAUUUAUUUUUAAUAAAAUCUAAAAAAUUUUUAAGUA